AUGGAAUUGAGGGUCGGCGGUCGCUUUCGACUGGGCCGCAAAAUUGGAAGCGGCUCGUUUGGUGAUAUUUACCUUGGCCAAAAUAUCCUAACACAGGAAGAAGUAGCAAUUAAGCUGGAAUGUAUGAAAACGAAGCAUCCGCAACUUCACAUUGAGGCCCGGCUGUACAAACUAAUGAGCGGCGGCAUCGGCAUUCCUCAGGCUUGUGAUUUUGCUGAAGCCAUAAUUAUUAUAAUAAUUCAUCGCACUGUAUUUGUUGAAAAAUAUUCACGGACUCUUCCUUCGAUUUAUUCUUGA
This is a messenger RNA of Gongylonema pulchrum, 297 nucleotides long. The record is from the annotation of a GenBank genome assembly. Lineage: Eukaryota; Metazoa; Nematoda; Chromadorea; Rhabditida; Gongylonematidae.